UGCACCAUUUUGCUGGUAGCCAUCUUGAGUGAGGGCGGAUAGGAGGGUGAAGGGGCUGUGGGGAAGCUGGUGCGACGCUGCCUCUUUUUGUUCUCGUCUCGUCUGCUUCAUCUUUAACUCAGAAAACUAUAAAGGAACCAAAAGGCUCAUGUCCUUGACGGUUAUAGAAUCUAGGAGGAGAAAAACCCUUUUCUGACCAUAAUAAAGAUGGCGAAAUGUGCUUCGUACUCGUGCUAAAUUGGGGUUACGUAGACCGGCGUGCUGCAAACCAGCUCUGGAUGGCUCUGAGUAGGUAGUCGUUUUGCGUGUUGCAGAACGCAGUCUUCGGCUGGACGCGGUUGAGGUGAUACUGUCGCUGUUUUCUGGGAACUUCGGUUUUUCCGGCCUGCCUUCACUUGUUUCUGUGGCCAGAGCCGGACUCUUUCAAUUUGCUUUGGCCCUUUGUGUACCAGAAUCACUGCUGCGUAGCUUGAGCCUGAUAGGAUUGAUUUUACAAAUGAGACAUUUAAGUCACAUCAGCCAAGAGUGUGAUUUGAAUGAAACUUAUACACAUUUUCAGAUUUAUUUAACCUAAGCUAUCAGCUGUCUGCAGUUACUCAUAACGUAAGGGGUGCAUGGCCCUGAAGGUGGGGGUUAAGAACUGCCAAUCAUAGAUGCUCUGAGAACCCACUACUGUAUAUGUUCGAAACCUGUGAAAUCAUUCAUGUGCUGACUGCCCCAAAGGGAGCAUAAACCAGGGACUUUGAUAUCAUGCAGCAGAAGACCAAAUUAUUUCUCCAGGCUCUGCAGUAUAGUAUUCCUCACCUUGGGAAAUGCAUGCAGAAACAGCAUUUGAAUCACUGUCACUUCGCUGAUCAUUAUUACAGUAGAAUAAAAUUGAGAAAAUACCACCUAACCAAGUGUCUGCAGAGUAAAAACAAGAUAUCAGAGUUAGCAAGAAACAUUCCAAGUCGGAGCUUCUCCUGUAAGGAUCUUCUGCCUAUUAAACAAGAAAACGAAAAAUCCCCUUCAGAAAACAUGGAUGCAUUUGAAAAAGUGAGAACAAGAUUAGAAACACAGCCACAAGAAGAAUAUGAAAUCAUCAAUGCUGAGGUCAAACAUGGUGGUUUUGUUUACUAUCAAGAAGGUUGCUGCUUGGUUCGUUCAAAAGAUGAAGAAGCAGACAGUGAUAAUUACGAAGUUUUAUUCAAUUUGGAGGAACUUAAAUUAGACCAGCCCUUCAUUGAUUGUAUCAGAGUUGCUCCAGAUGAAAAAUAUGUGGCCGCCAAGAUAAGAACUGAGGAUUCUGAAGCAUCUACCUGUAUAGUUGUGAAGCUCAGCGAUCAGCCUGUGAUGGAAGCUUCUUUCCCAAACGUGUCCAGUUUUGAAUGGGUAAAGGAUGAAGAAGAGGAAGAUGUUUUAUUCUACACCUUCCAGAGGAACCUUCGCUGUCAUGAUGUGUAUCGAGCCACUUUUGGUGAUAACAAACGCAAUGAACGUUUUUACACAGAAAAAGACCCAAGCUAUUUUGUUUUCCUUUACCUCACAAAAGACAGUCGUUUCCUCACCAUAAAUAUUAUGAACAAGACUACUUCUGAAGUGUGGUUGAUAGAUGGCCUGAGCCCUUGGGACCCACCAGUACUUAUCCAGAAGCGAAUUCCUGGGGUCCUUUACUACGUUGAACACAGAGAUGAUGAACUAUACAUUCUCACUAACGUUGGUGAGCCUACAGAAUUCAAGCUAAUGAGAACAGCAGCUGAUAGUCCUGCUAUUAUGAAUUGGGAUUUAUUUUUCACAAUGAAGAGAAAUACCAAAGUUGUCGACUUGGACAUGUUUAAGGAUCACUGUGUUCUAUUCCUAAAGCACAGCAAUCUACUUUACGUUAAUGUGAUUGGUCUGGCCGAUGAUUCAGUUCGGUCUCUAAAGCUCCCUCCCUGGGCCUGUGGAUUCAUAAUAGAUACAAAUUCCGACCCAAAGAACUGCCCCUUUCAGCUUUGCUCUCCAAUACGUCCCCCAAAAUAUUACACGUAUAAGUUUGCAGAAGGCAAACUCUUUGAGGAAACUGGCCACGAAGACCCAAUCACAAAGACUAGUCGUGUUUUACGUCUAGAAGCCAAAAGUAAGGAUGGAAAAUUAGUGCCAAUGACCGUUUUCCACAAAACAGAUUCUGAGGACCUGCAGAAGAAACCUCUCCUGGUACAUGUAUAUGGAGCUUAUGGAAUGGAUUUGAAAAUGAACUUCCGACCUGAAAGGCGGGUGUUGGUUGACGAUGGAUGGAUAUUAGCAUAUUGCCACGUCCGGGGUGGUGGUGAGUUAGGCCUCCAGUGGCACACUGAUGGCCGUCUAACCAAAAAGCUCAAUGGCCUUGCAGACAUAGAGGCUUGCAUUAAGACGCUUCAUGGCCAAGGCUUUUCUCAGCCAAGCCUAACAGCCCUGACUGCUUUCAGUGCUGGAGGGGUGCUUGUGGGAGCGUUGUGUAACUCUAACCCAGAGCUCCUGAGAGCUGUGACUUUGGAGGCACCUUUCUUGGAUGUUCUCAAUACCAUGAUGGACACUACACUUCCUCUGACUUUGGAAGAAUUAGAAGAAUGGGGGAAUCCUUCAUCUGAUGAAAAACACAAGAAUUACAUAAAACGUUACUGCCCCUAUCAGAAUAUUAAACCUCAGCAUUAUCCUUCAAUUCACAUCACAGCGUAUGAAAACGAUGAACGUGUACCUCUGAAAGGAAUUGUAAACUAUACUGAGAAACUCAAGGAAGCCAUCACAGAGCAUGCUAAGGACACAGGUGAAGGUUAUCAGGUCCCCAGUAUUGUUUUAGAUAUUCAGCCUGGAGGCAAUCACGUGAUUGAGGAUUCUCACAAAAAGAUUACAGCCCAGAUUAAAUUCCUAUACGAGGAGCUUGGACUUGACAGCACCAAUGUUUUUGAAGAUCUUAAGAAAUAUUUAAAAUUCUGAAGUGUCACAUUCAGCUGGGAAUGGAAAACACACUGAAGUAUUUCAUAGUCUUAUUUUCAGUUGGAUUAGCAAAA
Messenger RNA from Trichechus manatus latirostris (Florida manatee), 3008 nucleotides. It is a transcript of the gene PREPL, whose product is annotated as prolyl endopeptidase like. The coding region runs from base 751 to 2934 and encodes 727 amino acids. NCBI's taxonomy places the organism in Eukaryota, Metazoa, Chordata, Mammalia, Sirenia, Trichechidae. The transcript is spliced from 15 exons. Gene Ontology annotation, cellular component: cytoskeleton; Golgi apparatus. Gene Ontology annotation, biological process: proteolysis. Gene Ontology annotation, molecular function: serine-type endopeptidase activity. The record is from RefSeq and is a predicted model, not a curated record.